CUAGAUGCCUUCAGCCCAGGCUUCUCCCUGUAGGAGUCUAGCUCUGGUUUUUUUAAUCUGACAGUGUUUGACUCUUACUGGGGCUGUUCAUUUCACUUACCAAACUAUUACAUUGCUCUGGGGGAGAACCCAACAUUUUUCUAAAUAUGGUUCUCCCGGUGAAUGAGUGUUACCACUGCAACACCACUAUGGAGUAGGGUGAGAGUUUACAAUUAUAAAGCUGCAAAACAGUAGCUGUUCUUCAGUCAAUGCUGCAAUGAAAGCACAGCUCUGGUUUUUAAUAAGUGACCGUGACAGAGACCCCCAGUGUAACCUGCAUUGCUCCAGGUCCCAGUCCAAACCGCUGUGUGCCUCUGACGGCAGAACAUACGAGUCCAUGUGCGACUACCAGAGAGCCAAAUGCCGCGAGCCGAGCCUGAGCGUGACACAUCGUGGCCGGUGCAAAGAUGCUGGCCAAAGCAAGUGUCGAUUAGAGAGAGCUCAAGCACUGGAACAGGCAAAGAAGCCCCAGGAAGCAGUCUUCAUCCCAGAGUGCAAUGAGGAUGGAUCAUUCAUGCAGGUGCAGUGCCAUACCUACACUGGAUACUGCUGGUGUGUGACACCUGAUGGGAAGCCCAUUAGCGGCUCUUCUGUACAGAACAAAACUCCUGUAUGUUCAGGUUCUGUAACUGAUAAACCAUCAAGCCAGGGUAAUUCAGGAAGGAAAGUUUCUUUUCGAUUCUUUCUAACCCUCAAUUCAGAUGAUGGUUCGAAGCCAACGCCCACCAUGGAAACCCAACCUAUUUUCGAUGGAGAAGAAAUCACAGCACCCACACUUUGGAUUAAGCACUUGGUCAUCAAAGAUUCCAAAAUGAACAGCUCCAAUACAAGGAAUUCAGAAAAAGUUCACUCCUGUGACCAGGAGAGGCAGAGCGCCUUGGAGGAGGCCAGGCAGAACCCUCGGGAAGGCAUCGUCAUCCCCGAGUGUGCUCCUGGAGGGCUCUACAAACCAGUGCAAUGCCACCAGUCAACUGGGUACUGCUGGUGUGUCCUGGUGGACACGGGACGUCCCCUGCCUGGUACUUCCACUCGGUAUGAGACCCCAGUGUGUGAAAGCGAUGCCAGAUCGAAGAGCACAGAGAUUGAUGAUCCCUUCAAGGACAGAGAACUCCCAGGCUGCCCAGAAGGGAAGAAAGUUGAAUUUAUUACCAGCUUACUUGAUGCUCUGACUACGGACAUGGUACAGGCUAUUAACUCAGCAGCACCUACUGGGGGUGGGAGGUUCUCUGAGCCAGACCCCAGCCACACACUGGAGGAGAGAGUGGUACACUGGUAUUUCAGCCAGCUGGACAACAACAGCAGCAAUGACAUCAACAAGCGGGAGCUAAAGCCUUUCAAACGUUAUGUGAAGAAGAAAGCCAAGCCCAAGAAAUGUGCCCGGCGUUUCACUGACUACUGUGACCUCAACAAGGACAAGUCAAUCUCGCUUCAGGAGCUGAAAGGGUGUUUGGGAGUCAGCAAAGAAGGAGGUAGCCUGAGCAGUUUGCCCAAUGGAAAAAGACAAGGCCUUAACCCUUUCAUAGGUCGCCUGGUGUAGCAGCAGAAGACAAGAAGGGAAGGCAGGAGCUGACCCAAAGGAAGAAAAGAUCCAGUGACAGGCGGACAGACACCUUGCUGCUUGUGAGCAAGCAUCCAGUGUAGCAACAUCCAGUGUAGCAGAAGUGGCACCCAGAAUGUUUGCACUUUUAAAAAAUUGGUUUGGGUUUUUAAUUGCUUUUCAAUGCCAUUAUCUAAUACUUUGGAAAGUGGAGGGAAGCAGUAUCAUGACUUUUUAGAAUUGGAACAGCUACUGAUGAUGUAAAAUUGAGUUCACUUGGACUCAAAGAAUUUUAUAUACUGUAUAUAAAUAUAUAUGUAAAUUGUACAGUUGUCUUGUACAGGGAUAGGAGUCACUGUUCUGUUCCUCCCUUUGCUUUUGAAGGCCAUUAGGGUUAGAGGGACACUUUGCAUUUAAUGGAUUAUAGUAAUGCAUUCAUUUCUGCCACCAAACUAUAAUUCAGUGGCUAGCCUUAACAGCACCUCCAUGCAGAAAGGAGCCGGUGUAUCACCAUGAAUUGCUCUUGCAGAUGUGCACACAGUGCCCCAGAUACCAAAUGCUUCUUGAGAGCAGCUGAUCCCCUUUUCUUACCAUAAAGCUCUCUGCAACUCAGGCAAUUGGGCUUUCAAGAGCACAGAUUUCAUAUAAGUAUUGGUGCAAAACUGCUUAAAGUAGAGAUAGAAAAGGGUUGUAUUAGGGAUGUGCAGAAGUAGUUUGUGCACCUGUUGCAAGUUGGGCAUAAAUUAAAUACAAAUGCAUUGCUAUUCAUGCUCAGAUAACACGCUUAGCAAAGAUGUGCCAUGCCUCUGGAAUCUAAAGCUGUAGGAAGGAUGUGGGAGCCACAGGCCUUGUAGAGUCAGUAGAGGGAAGUCUUGCAUCUUCCACUCUGACAAAGUGUUCAUCUGUAUGCUGUAGGGCAAUAAACAUUUUGAGAAGCCUGCUAAAAGCAGCAUUAGCCUGCCUUGUGCUUUGCUGAAGAGCAAAGAAGAUACUUGUCAGUGCAGACAGACGCAGUUGUGCUGCUGGUCCCCAAGAGUCUACUUUACUUAUGUUUCAACAGUACAGCUUGGGCCAUGCUCACUGGUGAAGGUCUGUCAGCAGUGACUCUUCUUGUCCCUGGUGGUUGUGAAUACAAGUUCUCCUCCUGCACAGUGGUGUGCCUGUGCACUUCGCCUGAUUUGCUGUUGCCAGUACUUCCUGGGUACUGUGACACUGGGGCUGUAUCAACCACUAGCAGUUUUACCAAAGUUGUUUCUUUGGCAGGUGUGCCCAUAAUAGCAAUCCUAGAUUUGGGCAGAAUGUGAUGGGACACGCAGUGUUUUGCUUUGUGUAUUUCCAACCACUGGCAGCACUCGCCUCUUCUGAGUGGCCUCCCACUUCAGACCUGGUGAUCCUUCUGCCACUUAUCUCUGGACCAAGAACCUGUUAGAAGAAACUGUAGUGAAGGUGAUGAAAUGACAUGCUAAUAUGAGAUCACACCAACAAUUACUUGCAACAGCAAUAAAUUGCUGUAGAGGCUGGACUCAUCCCUCAAGGCUCUGUUGCUUUGGUAAAAGAUGAUACAACACAGCAUCUUCACUCUGUUAUGUCAUCAUGACAAUAGCAUGGGAUAAAUACAUCACCAAAAGAAGUGUCCUGAUGCAGUAAGUUAGUGCUUGUUGACAAAAUGGAAAAUUAAAUAAAAGAAAAACUAACAAGCCUUUCUAUAAAUAACUUGGUAAUAACUCUUCCUUUGGGAAGUAUAUUUGAGCUAAUUAAAACAUGUGGCAUGGUUGAAAACACCUCUGGUAAUAUCUGAACUAUAUAUCGUACCAUCAUAAUAUAAAGAAGUCAUCUCUUUAGCAAGAGCUGAUCCUGCUGCUGGAUCUUCACAGUUUCUCACACACAAUGUUUGUGCUUUUUUGGCCUGCAGGCUCCCACCUUCUUGACUGCUGCUUCUCUUUUGUUUUGUUUUGGGUUUUUUGUUUUGUUGUUUUUUAAUGCCCUGGGCACAUCUUUUGUGUGUUGAAAUAAUUUGGUUUAGUGUAUAGUUAGAAAAGUCCAUGUCACACUCACGAAUCCUAUUGUAGGGAGUCAAGAAUGAAACCAACUGUAUAAAAAAACCCUCUCCUUUUUAAUAUUCUAGUUUUAGGAAUUAAAAGUUCUGGCUGCUGGGUUGGUUGGUGUUUGUUGGUUUGGGUUUUUUUGGGGGUGGGGUUUUUCUUUGUUUGGUCGGGGAUUUUUUUAAUGUAUAAUUAUAUCCAGCAGAAACAAUUGGAUGCCUCUAGGAAUUCUAUCAGCCAAGCACUGGAGCUAGGCAAUGCUCCAUAAGAUUGUGGGGGAACUGUGGAGCUGCUAAAACUCACUGCAUCUUCUGGAAAUAAACCAGCCAGUCACCACUCCUGCUUUUUACAUAAAUCCUUCUGCUGACCUCCUUUUUCUCAUCCUUGUGUCCUUCCCCUCCAAAAGGCAAGAAUUCAUGUGGUUUGCAACUAAAAUUGGGUCAGUUCUUCAUGGAAGGCAAGCAAGGGGUGGCUGUUGGUUAACUUUGGUAUUUGAGGGAUUUCCUGUUGCUAGGCCAGGGCUGACUUUACAGAUGGAUUGGGGACCAGGCAUUACAUUGCUUUCCCCUGUCACAAGACAAUUCUCUCUGCAUCCUGACUUGCUGAAUUUGCGUGGGUCUCUGAGCAGCUUCCGGCAACACUUGUGCAUUGUCAUGGAAGGCCCAACCAAGCAUGACUGUGUAAAGUCCAGGUAGAGGUCAGGUUACUUGUUCUGGGUUUCUGUUGGAGGAUUGUGCAGACCAUACUUGUCCUGAUUCACACAGCCCACGCUAUGAGCUGUCCAACAGCCUGUACUCAUCAGAUGAGAGCAGUGCCUCAGCUGCCUACUUCCCCUCUUGGUUUUAUUGCCAGUCCACCUGGCUGCUAGGCUGCACUGUCCUUACCUGGUGGUUGUAAGCAAUCUUCUGCUUUGCCUUGCAUCAGUAGUAGCAUCCUUCUGAAGCUGGGACACAGUGAGUGUCAGUAUUGUGUCUGAAAGCAGACCCUGGGCAUGUGUCUCCUCAUCCUUCAAGUCCUCCUGGGCCUCUCCAGCUCUACUUUGAAUGACAGCUGAAAAUGGCUGGGACCGAGAAGAGAACCAGGACUCAACAGUGCAAGUCAAUCUGUUUGUCCUGCCAGAAGUAAAAAAAUUUCCUUUCUUGCUCAUCUUCCAAGGGCAUAGUGCGUUGUAGGAAAUUGCAUUACAAUGGGAUUCAUUUGUGUGAAGGCACUGCUUUCCAUGGCCUGAGUUUAUAUUGAACUUACCCAGCACAUUUCUGCCUGUGGCAAAUUUGUUAAACUGAAAGGCAUCCGUUUGGUUUUGGUUUUGUAAUAAAAUAGAUAACUUUUGCUCCAGUGUGUUGUGGUGGUUACUU
This is a messenger RNA of Hirundo rustica (Barn swallow), 4973 nucleotides long. RefSeq names its product SPARC related modular calcium binding 1 (gene SMOC1). The transcript is spliced from 13 exons. Gene Ontology annotation, molecular function: protein binding; calcium ion binding; heparin binding. The coding region runs from base 257 to 1576 and encodes 439 amino acids. Gene Ontology annotation, biological process: extracellular matrix organization. NCBI's taxonomy places the organism in Eukaryota, Metazoa, Chordata, Aves, Passeriformes, Hirundinidae. The record is from RefSeq and is a predicted model, not a curated record. Gene Ontology annotation, cellular component: basement membrane.